Pristis pectinata (smalltooth sawfish) is the source of this 2815-nucleotide messenger RNA. Its product is annotated as gamma-glutamyl hydrolase-like. Lineage: Eukaryota; Metazoa; Chordata; Chondrichthyes; Rhinopristiformes; Pristidae. Gene Ontology annotation, molecular function: gamma-glutamyl-peptidase activity. Gene Ontology annotation, biological process: tetrahydrofolylpolyglutamate metabolic process. The record is from RefSeq and is a predicted model, not a curated record. Bases 360 to 1355 code for a protein of 331 amino acids. Gene Ontology annotation, cellular component: vacuole. The transcript is spliced from 9 exons.
GUUCGAAUGAGAGCCGGACAUGUAGCUGAAAAAAAACAUUUGCAGGCCUAUUAGAAGAGGAGAUUUGGAUGCUACCAACCAGUCAGUGCGGUAUGAAUGGGGCGAGUUGAAUGGGACAUGUUGCAACAUUUUUGUUUUCUGAGCAUGUGACCGAUUUAAUCUCGCUUUGACGUUGAAUCUCGAAUGCUGAAUGGGCAGUUCGUGCGGGACGGAAGUAGGGAAUAGCUGGUACAAACUCCAUAGAGCGAGAAGUCUGAGCAGGCAUUAGGCUGCAGGAAUUCAGUCGCCGUGAAUCUGGUUUAUUGAAAGAUUUGUCGCAGCAGCCCUGAAGUUGUGUCGGUAAUUUCCAUAAAGGGAGAAUGGAGAUUCUCCAGCCGCGCGUCAUUGUCCUGCUGCUGUGCGUCUCCGUGGCUCUACACUGGCAGGGACUUUCAGCUGCCCCAUUCAGCCAGCCGUCCUCAGCUGCCCCGCUCAACCAGCGACCCAUAAUAGGUGUUCUGGCUCAGGAAACAUUUGGUGCUUUUGCAAACUUUGGCAAUAGCUACAUUGCAGCAUCAUAUGUGAAAUACCUGGAAUCUGCUGGAGCAAGAGUUGUACCCAUUAGCAUUAACCUAAGCGAAACUGAAUACCAGAAAAUAUUUUAUUCUAUAAAUGGGGUGCUUUUUCCAGGUGGUCAAGUAGACCUUAAGACAUCACAAUAUGCCAAGAUUGCAUCUUUGUUUUAUAAUCUUGCAAUACAGGCCAAUGAUAAUGGGACUUAUUUCCCAGUCUGGGGAACUUGUCUUGGAUUUGAAGAGUUGACUGUUCUUACCAGUGGAAAGAAACUUCUGAUUGCUACAAAGACCCAGAACCUGCCUCUUCCUUUAAAAUUCAGCAAAGAUGCAGCAGGCAGUCGGAUGUUUAAGAGCUUUCCUGAAGAUCUGAUGCAUGCAUUGGCUGUAGAACCUUUAACUGCAAAUUUCCACAAGUGGAGUCUCUCUGUAAAGACAUUUACAAGCAAUACAAAAUUGAAAAACUUCUACAAAAUCUUGGCUACUAAUACCGACAGUCAAAAGAUUGAAUUUAUAUCUACAAUGGAAGCACGCAGAUAUCCUAUUUAUGCAGUUCAAUGGCAUCCUGAGAAAAAUCCUUAUGAAUGGAAUCCAAAAAAGAGCAUCCCACAUUCCAGCAAUGCCGUGAAACUAGCAUGGUACAUGGCAGACUUUUUUGUUAAUGAAGCUCGGAAGAAUUGGCAUCAUUUUCCUAAUGAAACAGAAGAAGAGAAGGCUUUGAUUUAUAAUUAUGUACCAGUUUACACUGGCAACUUCUCUGGCUUUGAACAGAUUUAUUUAAUUGAUAAUCCCCACUUCACUUAAGAAGUGGCCUUUGGCAAAUAAGUCCUCUUUGUGCCAAGGUGGGGAGAACUAUUUGAAAUUGUAUGGUUUCCCAACCAGGCAGAAGUCAGAAAAUGUCCUUUAAACUUAAUCAUUUAAUUCUAAUGAUCUCUGUAUAAAAAUGGUUAUGUUAACUUUGUGGCCUAUAGGAAAUAAUAUAUAAUUGUCUGGAUAGUGGCACUAUCAGGAGAAAAUUAAUGAAUGUUGUGAGAUUUUUGCUUUUGCUUGCUUUUUCUGACUGAUUUGGAUUAUCCAGUGGGUAAAGCUACAGUUUUGGCUACAGCAGUUCAUUUUGAUAGAAGCACACCAUCUCUGCUUCAUUAUACUGACAAGGUAGGCUAUCAGUGCUGGUUUCUGUGUUUGUGAAAUAAGCUCCAUAAGGAAUAUGGUUUGUAUCUUGGUGGUGAAGUUCCUUUAAUUUAUAAUUUUAUCAAGUCACACUAAAUGUAAAAUCAGAUUCUCCAUUUUGUACUUGCAUGAACUCUAAAGGAAAUUUAUCUGAAGGGAAGCAUCUGAAUAACAUAUCUGAAUACAUUAUGCCUUCUCCAUCCCAGAAUACUUUCGUAAAACUAAAUUGUCAUCCUUCAUGUUCCCUCGACAGUGCACGUCAGAAAAUCUAGCAAAUUUGAUCCAGGUUUGAGUAGAGAAUCACUGUUACUACCCAACUGACAGUCUAAUGUGAAUCUCUCCUGUUGAAUGCAGAAAUGCUAAACAUGAAAAUUUAUCCUGUCUUUUUUAGACAAAGGAUAAAUUUUGAAGCUUGCAGGUGAAUUAUAUAUAAGCCAAUUUGCUAAAAAUGUAUUUUCUUAAUUAUAAACUAUAAUUUCACCACAAAUCCCAUUUCAAUACAAAAUGCAAUUUGCCUCCAAAAACUUUAGCUUGGGUGCACUUGCAGAAUGGCUAAAUUCAUCGCUAUAUUUUCAAAGAGCUUUUGUGAAGGCUAAAGUUAACCAAACUAUGUCUGUAAAUCAGGAUUCCUGUUUAUUUUAAUCAAACAGUGUGAGAUUGCAUACUGCUUCUGCAGAACAAAGGGGGAACAAAAUCGUGCAGCUUCUAAACUGAGCUGUCAGUUCACCUCUCAUCCUCUUGACACUGUCUGUCCAAUUUCAUUUCCAAAGUUUUUGUUUUGUUUUGUCGUGAAAUAGCAUUAACCAAGUAAAACGAAAGGCAAAGCAUUUUUUAUAAUUUAACUGUUUAAGCUCUCCUUAUGAACUACAUAUAAUCUUGCAUUUCAGUCUCUGAUUUCAGUGUCUGAAUUUGAGAAAACUGUGGUCUUUGUAGUAAGUGAAUGUUUUUGCCAAGUAUGAUUUGCUGAAUAUCAGAGGACAUUUUUAUGCAUUGCACAAUUCUGCACAUCUGUUCACCUGUAAUACAGGGUAUACAAUAGCUUUUGGAAAAUGAAAUUGUUUUCUUGAUCUGUGAUAAAGCUCAAUAAAAUUAAA